AUGAGAAAAACUAUGACUUUAUAAUCUGAUUAUUCUAAAUCAUCUUUCUUUAAUGAUGGGAAGUAACUAUUUUGUAAUCCUCCUCAUCUUUAGAUGGAGUUUACACAAUUUGGAAACUUUCUAAUGAAAUAUAAUAAUCGACAAAACCCUACAAACUUAUUUUUACAAGAGCCUAUAAUAAAAAUAGUUGAUGAAGUAUUUUUUAAAUAUAUAUGAAAGAAAGGUGAAAGAUUCAUAAACAUCUAUAAUGUCUGUGUCAAAAAGACUUUAAAUUCUAAAACAUAGCAGUUAGGGCUAAGAAUAAGCAAAAAUGGAUAAUUUAUUGAGUUAUAUGGAGAAAUAAUUGAAUUGUGGAAAUCAAUAAAAAAAUUCGCUAUCUAAACUGACUUCUCGUUAAAAUACAAACUGGGACAAAAAAUAGGAGAGGGAUAUAGCUCAUCAGUAGAUUAUAAAAUAAUUUUAGGUUUACAAGGCUUAUAAAAUCAUUAAUGGAUAAAAAGUGGCUGUGAAAAUUAUUGAUAAAAGCCUGAUUUCAAGAAAUAACAAUACUGAGAAACAAUAUUUAAUUAAUGAGUUAGCUGUUCUUAGAAAAAUUAAUCACAAUAAUUUACUCAAACUUCAUGAAACAUUCGAAUGUGAUGAGAACAUAUAUAUAGUGACUGAUUUGUUGGAAGGUGGAAAUUUGAAAAAUUCUAUAUUUAGGUUUAGAUAUUCUGAAUAAGAAACAAUAAUCUUGAUGUAAACAUUAUUUAAAUCACUCAAUUAUCUUCAUGAAAGAAAUAUUUUUCAUAAUGAUAUUAAAUUUGAUAAUAUUCUUCUAAGAGAUUCAUAAGAUUUAACUUCAGCCUGUAUUAUAAACUUUGGAAAAUCAGAAAUCAUUGAAUAAAAUCUCUUUAGCUCUUAUAAUCUUAAUAUUUAUGAAUAAACUCCACUUAUUUAAUUUAUUAGAAAAAAGGAUAUUCUUGCCUUAUGUAUUGUUAUUUAUAGCAUUUUCUAAAAGAGACUAUAUUAAGAAAAACUUAUCUUAGAUGAAUUAUUAAUGAAAAACUAUGAAAGUGUGGCUGAUAUUGAGUUAAUGAACUCAAAUCCAACUUUAUAGCAAUUUUUUGAGAUAUUGUUAAGUUAAAAAGGUGCAAAUUAAUUAGAUUCUUUAAAAUGCUCUGACAUCUUAAAUUUUGAAGUAUUUAACUUGAAUAUUCAGAGACGAUCAUCUAAAAUUUAAGGGAUACCUUAUAAUAUAAUUAAUAAUUUUAGACGUUCUUCUAAAUUUUCCCCUAGAAAUUCAUAAAAGGAGCAAUAAAUUAGCAAUAAUUUACAAAAAAGCCUCAAAUUGCCAACAAUUUUAGAUUCUUCAGAUUCAAAGAUUUUAUAGAAAAGUUCUUAUAGUCCAUAAACUGAAAAUUAUAUUUCACAUAGAUUAUUAUCUGGAGAAAAACGAGAUUCUUAAAAACCUCGCUAUAGCUUUUUAAAGAAAUGCUUAAGCCCAAAUAUUUGA
Paramecium sonneborni is the source of this 1495-nucleotide messenger RNA. The record is from the annotation of a GenBank genome assembly. NCBI's taxonomy places the organism in Eukaryota, Ciliophora, Oligohymenophorea, Peniculida, Parameciidae.